Eleginops maclovinus (Patagonian blennie) is the source of this 1195-nucleotide messenger RNA. RefSeq names its product CKLF-like MARVEL transmembrane domain containing 8b (gene cmtm8b). Gene Ontology annotation, biological process: myelination. NCBI's taxonomy places the organism in Eukaryota, Metazoa, Chordata, Actinopteri, Perciformes, Eleginopidae. Gene Ontology annotation, molecular function: structural constituent of myelin sheath. The record is from RefSeq and is a predicted model, not a curated record. Bases 18 to 530 code for a protein of 170 amino acids. Gene Ontology annotation, cellular component: membrane. The transcript has 4 exons.
GUCUGCGUCAGUGCACCAUGGAUAGAGCUGCUGUGGGGUCGCCCCGCAGGACUCCCUCAGUCCCGGAAUGCAACAUCUCUACCUCCACCUUGGCUUUUGACCAUCACUUCACCACAACUGCCACGGGAAAACUCCACCUGGCUGAGAUAGUGUUUGGUAUGUUGGUGUGGAUUCUGGUGGAGGGUACAGAGUAUUUUCAUCUGCCAGCUCUCUGCUGGGUGAUGUUUGUUGCCAUCUUCUGCUGGGUUCUGACCAUUUGCCUGUUUAUAAUUAACCUCACUGGAGCCCACUACAGGAUACCACAGGUCCCCUGGACUACACUGGCGCUGUGUUUGAACUGCAGUGCUACAGCCUUGUAUCUGGUGACAGCAGUCAUAGAUUCUUUCUCAGUCAACAAGGCUGUCAGGGGGAGACACAACUACAACUGCUGGGCAGCAUCUGCAUUCUUUGCAUUUCUCACCACACUGUGCUAUGCAGGAAGCAGUUACCUGAGCUACUGUGCCUGGAAAACUGCAGAAGAAGGACAAUAGUUUGUAACCUGGUGAAGUGGUUGAAUGGUGAAGUGAAGACCUUCUCUGAGUAAUGUUUCUGAUACCUUCACAGCAGAACAAGGCUGCAGUCAAAUUAGCUGUCAUAUGGUUAGCAGAACGACACGUCAGAUAGGUAUGUAUUACGUUUUUGUGGACUCAACUUCAGCUCUAGGACACUUGUCAGAACACGGUGGAAUCUUUGCUAAAAUGAACAAUGGCAAACCUAUUUUUCAGCUCGUUAGCUGUUUAUGUGCAGCGUCACACACAUGGAUGAGAAACAGAUGUACACAGUCCUGCACACAGUAGCUUUUUAUUUCAUGUAAAUCCAAUUAUAAUUUGCCCCUUUUACGCAAUAAAAAAUAUAACACAGAGUAUACACUCUGUGUGGAAGACCAGAGUCCUUGCUUAGGAUUUAGUUUUUUUUAAUUAAUUUUGCAUUAUGUCCUAAGAGAAAAAAGGGGACCAUACAAUGCAACAAAUUAUAAUAUGGCUGAGAUUAAACAUCGGAUUAAAAUCCCUGUCAUUUACUACAGUAUGUUGUCAUCCUUACAGUAGCCAUUCCUAAACCUAUAUGAUGUAUUUUUAAAAUGGAAGUAAUCACUGCUUGUUUCCUUCUUUGUUGUAUUUGUGCACAGGGCUCUUAUUAAAAAACCCGGUUACUUCAA